GGAACUAGGGUUUUGUCCGGAGCUUCAUUACUUUUCAGUUCAUCAGUCGCUACCUCGCCUCUCUAGCAUCUCUUUCACAACUCUUUUCUUCAGUGGAUAGCAGCAGCAACAACCAGUAGUAGCCAUGGCUGAACAGACAGAGAAGGCUUUUCUUAAGCAACCAAAGGUUUUCUUAAGCUCCAAGAAAUCAGGAAAAGGAAAGAGACCUGGCAAAGGUGGAAACCGUUUCUGGAAAAACAUUGGCUUGGGUUUCAAGACUCCUCGUGAUGCCAUUGAAGGGAGUUACAUUGACAGGAAAUGUCCAUUCACUGGAACUGUCUCUGUAAGAGGACGUAUCUUAGCUGGUACUUGUCACAGUGCUAAAAUGCAGAGAACCAUCAUUGUUCGCAGGAACUAUCUCCACUUUGUGAAGAAGUAUCAAAGGUAUGAGAAGAGACACUCCAACAUCCCUGCUCAUGUCUCACCAUGCUUCCGUGUCAAAGAAGGUGAUCAUGUCAUCAUUGGCCAGUGCAGGCCAUUGUCAAAGACGGUUAGGUUUAAUGUGCUGAAGGUGAUCCCAGCAGGCGCAUCUGCUUUUGCUAAGAAGGCAUUCACUGGAAUGUAAGAGUAGUUUUGCUUGGUUUUUGAUGUUGGAAUGUUUUGUUUAAUGAUCCUUUUUUUUGUCUGAGGUAUUGAUUGCAUUACUACACUCAUCUCUUUUGUCUUUGGUUUGAAAUCAACUACCAUUGUCUACUUUGAUCAGACUAGAGAGUAAGAAAAGAGUUCCUUAAUUUAUGUUUCCGCUUAAAU
Eruca vesicaria subsp. sativa (arugula) is the source of this 789-nucleotide messenger RNA. NCBI's taxonomy places the organism in Eukaryota, Viridiplantae, Streptophyta, Magnoliopsida, Brassicales, Brassicaceae. The record is from the annotation of a GenBank genome assembly.